Molecule: messenger RNA, 838 nt
Organism: Selaginella moellendorffii
Lineage: Eukaryota; Viridiplantae; Streptophyta; Lycopodiopsida; Selaginellales; Selaginellaceae
Product: coiled-coil domain-containing protein 25
Exons: 6
Coding region: 55-702 (215 amino acids)
Source: RefSeq, a predicted model, not a curated record
UUUUCUUGCUGGGGAGUUUUACUUCUAGGUUUUUUAGUGGAGCGCCGUCGAGGGAUGGUCUACUACUUCAAGGCCAGGCCCGAGGUGGGCGACUUCACCAUCUACAUGGGGCUGGACAAGCACGAGAACGAGGACCUCAUCAAGUAUGGCUUCCCCGAGGAUAUCUGGUUUCACGUUGACAAGCUCUCCUCGGCUCAUGUCUACUUGAGGCUCCACAAAGGCCAGACCAUGGACAAUAUCAGCGCGGAGCUCCUGGAGGACUGCGCUCAGCUCGUCAAGGCAAACUCCAUCCAAGGGAACAAGAUCAACAAUCUCGACAUCGUCUACACUCCCUGGUCGAAUCUUAAAAAGUCGUCUUCCAUGGACGUCGGCCAAGUUGGAUUCCACAAUCCCAAGCUCGUCCGGACUGUCAAGGUCGAGAAGCGCGUGAAUGAAAUCGUCAACCGGCUCAACAAGACCAAAGUCGAAAGAACUCCAGACUUGAAAGCCGAGAGAGAGGUCUACAACUCCCAGGAACGAGCGGAGCGAAAGAACCAGAUGCGCGACAAGAAACGUCGCGAAGAGCUGGAGCGCGUCCAGAAGGAGAGGGAGGCGGACGUCCGGAGCUACAAAGCCCUGAUGGUGUCGGAGAAAAUGACUUCCAACAAGGAUAUUGCCGGCAAAGGCAAGUCUCUCCAGGAGAUUGAGGACGACUUUAUGUGACGAGCCUCAACCAGCCCCGGCCUGUCCAUCCUUCCUCCCUGGAGCGUUCGCACGAUAACGAUGAAAUAAGCUGGACGCUUGUUGAAGCACGUACCAUAACUCUUUAAUCUUCUAGUGAUGCCGCUCCUCGCUCGCU